Molecule: messenger RNA, 732 nt
Organism: Penicillium concentricum
Lineage: Eukaryota; Fungi; Ascomycota; Eurotiomycetes; Eurotiales; Aspergillaceae
Product: NAD(P)-dependent oxidoreductase
Exons: 1
Coding region: 1-732 (243 amino acids)
Source: RefSeq, a predicted model, not a curated record
AUGACGUCAAACACUAAGACUGUCGCAUUCUUUGGCGCCAGCACCGGCGUUGGCCUUUCUGCCCUCAAACACACUCUCGCUGCCGGACACAAAUGCAUCGCGCUUUGCCGUGAUCCCUCAAAACUCACAGCCAUCUUCCCUUCAGGGUCCCAACCAAAUCUGAAAAUCGUCGAAGGAAAUGCACACGACAUCUUGCCCGUAUUACAGUGCCUCCAAACCGACGAUGGUCGCAUCGUCGAUACCAUCGUGUCCACAAUCGGCGCCAAGCCAACCGGGUUCAGCGUCGAUGAUCCGGACGUCUGCAAGAAAGGCGCAGCAACUAUGCUAGAUGCCCUCGACCAGCUUCGCAGCACCGGCAUCACCGGAAAACCACACAUAAUCGCCACCAGCACGGCGGGCUUCUCCCGUUUCGUCCGCGAUGUUCCUCUCGUUAUGAGGCCCGUCUAUUACCUGUUUGUCAGCGUCCCCGGAGCGGAUAAGGUAGUCAUGGAAGACCGUUUCUCGCAGAGCGAGGAAUCAUUCACAAUCUUCCGUGCUAGCCACCUUGUUGAUGGCGAGUCGAACAACAAGAUCCCUAUCCGUGUGGGCAUCGAGGAUCCCAAGACUGGUCCGGAGUGCAUGGCUAUUGGCUAUACUAUCUCCAGGGAGGAUGCGGGCAAGUGGCUUGCUGAGAACCUUGUCUUGAAGCUGGACCCAAAGUAUGUGAACAAGAAUGUGACUGUUACAUACUAA